ACAGUGUGGUUGACAGGGUUGCGUGGUAUCGCCGCUCUCAUCGUCGCCUUCACCCACUUCUUCGAAGGAGAACUCAAUGCCGGGUUUCGUGGAUACUAUGCUAAGCCACCCGAGAACAAUCGAUAUUUUUUUCAAGUUCCCUUGAUUCGCAUCGUAUUUGCUGGACAAGGGAUGGUAGCAAUAUUUUUUGUCAUUUCCGCCUACUCAAUAUCCAUCAAACCGAUACGUAUGCGGGAUUAUGGACCCAAAGAAGAAUUCUUCUCCUAUCUAUCUUCAGCGACAUUUCGAAGGGGCUUCAGACUCUACAUACCGACGUUUGCUAUGGAAGCGAUAGCACAUACUGCGGCAAUCCUCGGGCUGUACCAUUGGCCACCAAAAGAUUCUAUGGAUCGCUCAUUGUGGAGAGCAAUUGUUUCUCAGGGAAACUAUAUGCUUGGAGCUUUGAAUCCGAUAGCGUCUACAAAGGUUGAACCGAUGAAUGGGCAACUGUGGACUAUACCUCUAGAAUUCUUUGGCUCCUGUAUCGUUUUUUUGACGAUCCUCUGCACGGCAAACUUGCGAGCAUCAUCCAGGCCCAUGAUUACAGCAAUGCUUGCCCUUUUGGGCUUCUGGAACUCGAGCUGGCUACUUUUCACCUAUAUGUGCGGCUUGACUAUAUGUGAGGUACGCACAAUUCUUGACAAUCGCGACGUCUCUUGUCGGAACAGGGAGAAACAGAAUACAAAAUUCGGUGCAUUGAGUCUCGCAAACGGAUGGUUGCUUCUGUUUGGCUUAUACCUUCUGGGCUUACCGGAACAUCCCGAGAGCAAUCCUUUCAGUGAUGAAUAUCUAUGGCUCAGAAAUAUCGCUGGUAACGGGUAUCAGAUAGAUGAUAUCGCUCAGCUCUGGAGAAGUCUAGGGGGGGCCCUGUGUGUUUUUGCGAUCAGCAACUCUUCAACUCUCCAGGCCCCGUUUAUGACACCCACCGCCCAAUAUCUCGGGAAAAUAUCGUUUGGAUUAUAUCUAGUACACCUUAUGAUAUAUCAGAUGUGGCGAAAUCCGGUUUUAAGGUUUUUUGGGUUGUGGGAUGGGACAAACUCCGCUGCCACUCAGUGGAUUUCAUGGAGUGGAUCUGGACUGGUCCUAACGCCAGUUGUACUCUUGACCGCCGAUGUCCUCACAAAAACUAUUGACAAUAACUCCAUUUACUUCUCAAGAUGGGUAGAGAAUUUUUUUCAAUAA
Molecule: messenger RNA, 1221 nt
Organism: Bipolaris sorokiniana ND90Pr
Lineage: Eukaryota; Fungi; Ascomycota; Dothideomycetes; Pleosporales; Pleosporaceae
Exons: 1
Biological process (GO): polysaccharide biosynthetic process
Cellular component (GO): membrane
Molecular function (GO): acyltransferase activity, transferring groups other than amino-acyl groups
Source: RefSeq, a predicted model, not a curated record